Molecule: messenger RNA, 1783 nt
Organism: Capsicum annuum
Lineage: Eukaryota; Viridiplantae; Streptophyta; Magnoliopsida; Solanales; Solanaceae
Product: 2-oxoglutarate and iron-dependent oxygenase JMJD4
Exons: 9
Coding region: 136-1530 (464 amino acids)
Biological process (GO): negative regulation of gene expression; positive regulation of translational termination; protein hydroxylation
Cellular component (GO): nucleus; cytoplasm
Molecular function (GO): sequence-specific DNA binding; histone H4R3 demethylase activity
Source: RefSeq, a predicted model, not a curated record
CCACUUAUCCUUUUAUCCCUGCCAAACGACCCCUAAAAGCCAGUAAAUAACAGAACCUCAACACAAAAUCAAGAUUCAUCAUCAUACACUUUGACGGGGAAGAUGUUUAACUGAAUUAUAUAUUAUAUAUAGAAAAUGGGUUUGAAAAUUGGAGGGAGAAUUGAAAAAGUGAACGGAAGACAACUAACUUACAAUGAUUUCGCAGAGAAAUACAUGGCCCAAAACCAACCUGUUGUUCUUAAAGGACUUAUGGACGAUUGGAGGGCUUGCAAGGAUUGGGUUUCACCUACUGGAAAACCCAAUCUUCACUUUUUCUCCACCCAUUUUGGCAAAUCUAAAGUUCAGGUUGCGGAUUGUGGGACGAGAGAGUUUACUGAUCAGAAGAGAAUAGAAAUGACUGUUGCUGAAUUCGUUGAUCACUGGCUUCGUGUUUCUGCUGCUGAUAAGGGCAAUGACAGUAAUGGCGGUGCUGCUGUUGGGUGUUUAUUGUAUUUGAAAGACUGGCAUUUUGUAAAGGAAUAUCCAGAGUAUAAUGCAUACAGAACUCCCAUGGACUUUUCUGAUGACUGGCUGAAUUUCUAUCUUGACAAAUUUCGUAUGCAUAAUGAUCCUGAUACUUAUAGUGAGAGAAAUGAAAUAAGUUGCUCUGACUAUCGUUUUGUAUACAUGGGAUCAAAAGGAACAUGGACACCUCUUCAUGCUGAUGUAUUCAGGUCAUACAGUUGGUCUGCAAAUGUCUGUGGAAAAAAGCAGUGGUAUUUUCUGUCUCCAAGCCAACAUCGCUUGGUUUUUGACAGGAAUAUGAAAAGUUCCGUAUAUAACAUCUUCGCAGAUGUUUCCCAAUCAAAAUUUCCUGAAUUUGAAAAGUCUAUCUGGUGGGAAUGCACCCAAGAGGAAAACGAAGUAAUUUUUGUGCCCAGUGGAUGGUAUCAUCAAGUUCAUAAUCUGGAGGAUACUAUAUCCAUAAAUCAUAACUGGUUCAAUGGAUAUAAUUUAUCUUGGGUGUGGGAUUUGCUUUUGAAAGAUUACAAUGAGGCUAGUGAAUACAUAGAAGACCUCCAGGGAUGUGAAGACUUUGAGGAGCUUUGCCAGCGAAAUCUUGCCGCUAAUACAGGCAUGAAUUUCUACGACUUCUUCAUCUUCAUUGUGCGCUUCACCUUUGCAAAUGUUGUCCUACUGCAUACACUUUCCCAUGGAAAGAAGGAAACAAGUCAAGAACCAUCAGAAUCGAUGCAGCAUAUACAUUUUAACCUCGAAGCAAUAAGAAGUAUCGCUGUGAAAAUGAAACCCAUAAAUGCAGGGGACAGACGAGGUGUUUUACACGACUUGAGGAAAAACUUGGAGGAUCACUCGUUUAUAGAGCUCUGUGCUGCUGUUGGGAAAACAUAUGCACUGAUGCACGACCAAGAUGAGAUGACUCCCGCAUUAUUGCAAUGUACAGACUCGUUGUUUACUAGUUUGGUUAGAUCUCAAGUUCAGAGUUCUGAAGACCUAGUUGCCUUUAUUGAUGAUGCUUUAACUAUAUAUUAGGUGUUGCUUUUUCUCAUUAGAAAUGUCUGUAUACAUGUAUGAAAAUGUGAAGCUCAUGUUCUUUGCAUAUCGAUGGAGGACAACAUGCUGAUUCUGAAGGAAUACAUCAGGUCUAUUAUCGCCCUCUCUUACAUGUUAACGUUUCUCCAAGAUGGCACUACGCCUUUCUUAAAUUAAGUGAGUAUUUUUGUUCCAUGUAAUUUGCUAAGUACUAUCUUCUAUGAUGAUUCAACUACUUUUUAUUUUUCUUGAA